GACCACUCAUCACUUUAUAUUAGUGUCAUUGAAUAAUGCUGAACAACUUGAAUAAGGCUGACAAGUUGACUUUUUCCACCUUUUGUUACUUUACAGCCUUAUUCUAAAAUGUAUUAAAUAAAUACAAAUAUUCAUCCAUCUACACUCAAUAAACCAUAAUGACGAAGCCAAAAGGGAUUUUUUGACAUUUUUGCAAAUGUACAAAAACAUUAAAAACAUAAAUACCUUAUUUAAGUAUUCAGACCCUUUGCUACGAGACUCGAAAUUGAACUCCGAUGCAUCCGGUUUCCAUUGAUCAUCCUUGGGAUGUUUCUACAACUUGAUUGGAGUCCACAUGUGGUACAUUUUAUUGAUUAGACAUGAUUUGGAAAGGCACACGCCGGUCUAUUAAAGGUCCCACAGUUGACAGUGCAUGUCAGAGCAAAAACCAAGCCAUGAGUUUGAAGGAAUUGUUUGUAGAGCUCCAAGACAGGAUUGUGUCGAGGCACAGAUCUAGGGAAGGGUACCAAAACAUUUUGGCGGCCUUGAAGGUCCCCAAGAACACAGUGGCCUCCUUCAUUCUUAAGUGGAAGAACAGUACCACCAAUACUUCCUAGAGCUGGCAGCCCUGCCAAACUGAGCAAUCGAUGGAUAAGGGCCUUGGUCAGGGAGGUGACCAAGAACCUGAUGGUCACUCUGACAGAGCUCCAGAGUUCCUCUGUGGAGAAACUUCCAGAAGGACAACCAUCUCCGCAGCACUUCACCAAUCAGGCCUUUAUGAUAGAGUGGCCAGACGGAAGCCACUCCUUAGUAAAAGGCACAUGACAGACCGCUUGGAGUUUGCCAAAAGGCACUUAAAGACUCUCAGACCAGGAGAAACACAUUUUCUUGUCUGAUGAAACCAAGAUUGAACUCCUUGGCCUGAAUGCCAAGCGUCACGUCUGGAGGAAACCUGGCACCAUCCCUACGGUGAAGCAUGGUGGUGGCAGCAUCAUGGUGUGAGGAUGUCGUUCAUUGGCAGAGACUAGCCAGGAUUGAGGGAAAGCUGAACGGAGCAAAGUACAGAGAGAUCCUUGAUGAAAACCUGCUCCAAAGCGCCCAGGACCACAGACUGGGGUGAAGGUUCACCUUCCAACAGGACAUCGACCCUAAACACACAGCCAAGACAACGCAGAAGUGGCUUCGGGACAAGUCUCUGAAUGUCCUUGAAUGGCCCAGCCAGAGCCCAGACUUGAACUCGAUUGAACAUCUCGAGAGACUGUCGUGGAGGAUCGUUACAAAAUAUAACACUUACAAGAACUUGUGAAUUCAAUAUAGGCUUUUAAUGCAAACAUAUCAGAAGCCUAGAUGGUCCGCGGAACACACCCUUUUCCAGAGCUCUGGCUCUGUUUUUAUACACAUACAACAUAUGAGUCCAUCCCACAUGCAAAUUAAGUUACUUCCCUCAGUCCAUCUGCCACCAUUAUAUCCCAAUCUGUGCAUCCUGCUUGUUCACGCCCAUAUCUGCUUUCAGUUAAGUUAUAAUGGUGACAGGACCUCUUCAUGUCCCAAAAAUAAUACAUGCCCAUCUUAUCCUUAAGUUUAGCUUGGUGUGUUCUUUGGUAUGUCUGUCCUUAUUAGGACUAGUAGACUAUGUGUCUCUUCUCUUCAUGUCCUAAAAAUAUAUGCCCUAUGUCUAUAGUCCAUCAGUUGGUCAUUUGGCUGACCCCCUCCUUUGUGUGUCCCUCUGACCUUGGUAUGUCCAGCUGUCCUAUGCUCUCAUGGCCUUACUUUGGUUUCCUGUCCUAUACAAUAGACAAUGCAUUUUACCAGAAUGGCAAAUGCACUUUAAGUGUAUCUUUCUCUUGUGGUACAGUAUUAUGUUUCUCCCUAUAUGUACAUCUUGCUCCCACAAGACCUGAAAAUAUCUGUGCAGCGACACUCCCCGUCCAUCCUGACAGAGCUUGAGAGGAUCUGCAGAGAAGAAUGGGAGAAACUCCCCAAAAACAGCAAGUGGAGAACCUCUCUCAUGAAUCCCUGAUCCGAAGCGCAUCCUCUAUGGUUACAGACAGUGCAAACACUUACCUCUCCCAGACCACUCAGGCUCUCGUAGACUCCAUCACACAAUAUUCCAAAGCUCUCCAUACCCUCAUCUCCCUUCAAAGGAGAUAUCUGGCUUCACUGGAAAAACUCUCCACUGCUGAGGAGGAUGCCAUUUGGCAAGUGAUCAUUGCCCAGCGUGUUGAAGUUGGCGACAGACUAGAUGAAUGCAACCGCUUCGAGUCAAACUGGAUUAAUGCCGUCAACCUUUGUGAAAUGGCAGCUGAGGCAGCGUACAACACAGGAGCUGAGCAUGCAUCUGUCACAGCCAAGACCAAUUUGCAGGUGGCCAAGGUGCAGGUGGAGGAGGUCCGGCAGAUAUCUGUGGAUGCUGAGAGGAAGCUGACUGAGACCCAGGCCGAGGAGAUCCAGAGGAUGGCGGAGUAUGCCUUCAUAGAGAGUGGCAGUGAUGACGUGCAUGAGGCUUACCUCAGAGAGGACUAAGACUAAUCCUGAGAGUAAAACAAGUUUGAGUCAUUUAUUGUGGUUUAAAUCCUAAACAAGUAGACAGUACACAGUCCAUCAUUUGAGAAGUUCAGGAGUUGUGUGUCAUUGGGGUUGUUGUUUAUAUAAAAAUAUUAUAAUAAACAAAAAGCAUGUAGAGAAUUUAGUGGUGAAUUGAAUAACGCCGUUAUUAUUUUAGCGGAUAUAAUGUCAUGCUUCCUUGUUUAUAAAGCUGAGUUGAUUACAAUUUCAUGCACUUAUUUGAACUGUAACACUAAAUUAUAAUAUUUAUUUUCAUACAGCUUUGAAUAACAACUUCAUGUCUAAACUGAAAAUAAUAAUUGACAAUCAGUGUAUCCUAAGUGAAUUGUAUGGACUAUGGUCAACAUAGCAGUACAGUAUGGUGGCAUUUGUUUAUUUGUAUUUUAUGAUGUGUAAAUUAAAUAACUUUAUAAUAAAAAGUAUAUUUUCCAUAUA
Messenger RNA from Oncorhynchus nerka (sockeye salmon), 2979 nucleotides. RefSeq names its product diablo IAP-binding mitochondrial protein-like. Gene Ontology annotation, biological process: intrinsic apoptotic signaling pathway in response to oxidative stress; neuron apoptotic process. Lineage: Eukaryota; Metazoa; Chordata; Actinopteri; Salmoniformes; Salmonidae. The coding region runs from base 1945 to 2502 and encodes 185 amino acids. The transcript has 5 exons. Gene Ontology annotation, cellular component: mitochondrion. The record is from RefSeq and is a predicted model, not a curated record.